Messenger RNA from Artibeus jamaicensis (Jamaican fruit-eating bat), 747 nucleotides. RefSeq names its product histone H2A.V. NCBI's taxonomy places the organism in Eukaryota, Metazoa, Chordata, Mammalia, Chiroptera, Phyllostomidae. Gene Ontology annotation, cellular component: nucleosome. The transcript is spliced from 5 exons. Gene Ontology annotation, molecular function: structural constituent of chromatin; protein heterodimerization activity; DNA binding. The coding region runs from base 93 to 479 and encodes 128 amino acids. The record is from RefSeq and is a predicted model, not a curated record.
CCCGGUUAUUGUCCGGCGACGGAGGUGGCGGCGGCGGUCGGUGCUGCGGCGGCAGCGGCUCGGCGGGAGUGAGGGCGGGAGCGGCCGAGACGAUGGCUGGAGGCAAAGCUGGAAAGGACAGUGGGAAGGCCAAGGCUAAGGCAGUGUCUCGUUCACAGAGAGCUGGGCUACAGUUUCCCGUGGGCCGCAUCCACAGACAUUUGAAGACUCGCACCACAAGCCACGGAAGGGUUGGUGCCACCGCGGCCGUGUACAGUGCCGCAAUCCUGGAGUACCUCACUGCGGAGGUGCUGGAGCUGGCAGGUAAUGCCUCCAAGGAUCUCAAAGUGAAGCGGAUCACUCCACGUCACUUGCAGCUUGCGAUCCGUGGUGAUGAAGAGUUGGAUUCUCUUAUCAAAGCUACCAUAGCUGGGGGUGGUGUGAUCCCUCAUAUCCACAAGUCUCUGAUUGGAAAGAAAGGGCAGCAGAAGACUGCUUAGAAAGUCGUCCUAACCAGCCCACUUACUCCCACCACCGUGCUGCAACCAGGACAGGAGAUAAUGGGGAUAUGUGGAAUUUUAAACACAGGAAGUGGAAAAGCAUAGACAAUUACUGUAGACAUGGUAAAGGAGACAUUUGUACGUUCUUAGACUCAGAGUUUGAUAAAAGUACCUUUUCACGUGUCAGCAGUUGUGUGUUGAUUGGCUGGGUUUUUCCCAUGGGUUUUAUACAAAAAUGGAAUUGAUAAACCAUUUUUUACAAAAAUAA